This is a messenger RNA of Saprolegnia diclina VS20, 3673 nucleotides long. RefSeq lists its product as hypothetical. Gene Ontology annotation, molecular function: microtubule binding. The transcript has 13 exons. The coding region runs from base 50 to 3571 and encodes 1173 amino acids. Lineage: Eukaryota; Oomycota; Saprolegniomycetes; Saprolegniales; Saprolegniaceae. Gene Ontology annotation, cellular component: cytoplasmic microtubule. Gene Ontology annotation, biological process: microtubule cytoskeleton organization. The record is from RefSeq and is a predicted model, not a curated record.
AUCAAGCCACCUAAAUUUGCACCUCGGCGCGCGCGAUCGGACAAGGACCAUGCAGCCGACGCUAGGAUGGAGGUCCAAGCAGUGCCCCCUGGACGGGUACGCAGCGCGCUUGAGGGUCGGCGACGAGGAAUGGAAGCUCAAGGUCGAUGCGCUCCGGGACAUCCACAGCUACGUCGUCGCCAAUGCAGGCAGCAUCACCCAAGAGAACCUCAGCUGUCUCGUCGUUCCCUUCCGCAGCCUCUUCGUCGAGCUCCGAUCAGCGGUCGUCAAGGAAGCAUGCGAGGUCUUUGCGGAAAUCGCAGUGCAUCUGGGCCAGAAGACGAAGCUUCUCAUCUCGAACGUCUUCUCAACGAUGAUCGACGCCCGAGGGGGCACCAACAAGGUCAACAGCAGCGCGAUCCACGGCUGCAUCGAGCGCGUGCUCAAAGUCGUCAUGUCUCGCCACAUACUAUCGACGUUCUUCUACGUGUCCAAGACGAGCAAGAACGGCCAGAUGCGAGAUGCGUGCGUCCAGUACAUGCUCAUCCUGCUCAAGCACUGGACGUUCGCGCACUUGGAUACAUACCGCGGGCAGAUCCAGGACUUUAUUGCGAGUGCGCUCAGCGAUGCGUCGCCCGUGAGCCGAGAUGCUGGCCGCUCAUGCUAUGCCGCGUAUGCCUCGAUUUGGCCCGAUUACAAAGACGCCUUUUUGAUGACGCUCGAGCCCAGUGUCAAGAAGCAUCUUGCGCGCCAGCUUGAAGUCGUGACUGUCAACGCGCAUGCGAUAAGCCCCCACGGUGCUCGAGCGACGACUGACAUCGUCACUCCGCGGAAUCACAAGCGCAAGACUCUGUCCAACAUCACCAAUACGCCCGACACCAUCAAGCGACGGAGGAAUCUUGCAGUCGCGAAGGUGCAGACUGGCGCGGCUCGGAGGGUUUCGGCUCACCCCCAACAGAGUCCCAGUGUAGAAAACGUGGCCGCCCCGAGUCUUGCUGUGGCCGCACCCGUGGCCACACCGCACUCGAACCACGAGACCCUGAAAAGUCUGUCGGCGACGCCAACUCCUGUACAUACUCCGAGUGGCUCGACUGACUCUACAUCAUCAGAGCUGUACUUUGAACUCCUCUGCGAGAAGAAGGCGACCGAGAAGAAACUGCACGCGCUCCAGACCAAGUUUGUCAUCAACGCGGACGCGCUCGCGCGCGCAGAAGAGAAGAUCGAAGGAUUUCAAAUGCAGACGGAGGAUGCGCCCACGUCGGUGCAGAGCUCGUUGUCGGCGAACGAUCCGGAUGUGAUGGCGCUACACGAGACAGUCGCUACGUUGAAAGCCAAACUCAAGGAGAAAGAAAACGCGAUUCUUCGCCUCGAGCUCAACUUUGACGAGUCGCAGACGGCACUCAAGCAAACGUCCGUCAUGCUCAAGGAGUACAACACGGCCAAGGAGGAAGAGAUCUCGGCGCUCAAAGCGCAAGUAUCUGCCAUGGAAAUCCAGAGCUCCCUGCAAGAAUCGCCGAAAGAGCCAGCCGGCGACGACCCGCGUGUCGCGGAGCUACAAGCACGCGUUGAUGAGCUCGUCAAGCAGAAGGCGACAAUGGAAGAAGAACUUGGUUGCAUGGACGAGACCAUGAGUACCGUCCAGGCUGGCCUCUUUGAGGAACAGCAGCAAGGAGAGCUCCUAAAGGCGGAGCUCGCCCAGCUGAAAGCCAGCUCAUCGACUUGCGAGUGCCAGACAGAGAUUGCUUGCCUCAAAGAUCAGCUCCAAGUCCAGCUCACCCACGAGCACGCGCUACGCGAGAAGCACAGAGCCGUCGAGGAACAAGCAACGACGCUCAAAGCCGAGAUGCUCAAGCUCAAGACGGAAGGCUUGGAUACCCACGACGCCGACAUCCGCACCGUCCGAGACGAAAACGCAGCAUUGACGAACCAGCUCGUUGAGUUGCGUGCCAGCGUGCGUGUUUUGGAGACGCAGAACGCCGCUUGGGCGUCUGAGCGUCAAGCCCUCGUCGACGGUAGCAACCAUCAAGCUACCGAAUCCCAGGAGCGUGUGACGCGCCUCGAGGCCGAGCUCACUGAGGCGCGCCUCGAGUUCACGACCCUUAGCGGCAACAAGGCGCAGCUUGUGUCCAUGCUUGAGGAUUGCCAAGCCAAGCUCGACGAUGCGACAACGCGCGUUGAUGACAAGUCGGCGCUCGUCGAGCUGUACAAGGCCAACAUGGAGCAGCAAGGCUCCAUCGGCGCGGGUCUCGCGCAAGAAAUUGUCGUGAUCAAGGAUGAGAAGCGCGACCUCGAAGCCGACAACGAGAAACUACGAGCUCAGAUCGUCGCGCUCACCGAAGCGCUGUCGUUGCUCGAGACCAAAGCAGCGGCGAUCGAUGCAUCACGUCAAGCAGAGCACGACGCGCUCGUCCUUUAUCUACAGAAAGCGACUGAUGAAAGCGCACAGCUUCAAGCAACGCUUGCGGUUACAACGGAAGAGCGCGAUGAAGUCGAAGAGCGUGCGAAGGGGCUCACGGCAGAUGUUGUCGAGCUCCAGGACCGCGUCCAAGAUCUCUCUUCUGAAAUCCGCUGCCUCCAAGUGUGCUUGGAGACGACCGAGAAGGAAAAAAGCGAGCUCGAGAUGACGGUCAGCGCUCAAGAGCAGCAGAUUCUCGCGCUCCAAGAGGACGAUUUCCAGCGACAGUGCCGCUACGACGACACGGUCAAGGACAAAGCAGCAUCGAUCGCGCUUCUUGAGCGCCAGGUGGACGAGCUCCGCAACCAAGUCGGCAGUCUUCAGGCACAAAACAGCGACCUUCAGCUCCAGUGCGAAGCGUUCGAGACGCGGGCGUUCGUGUCCUCAAAGGAGCGCGAAGACCAAGCCGCCAAGUGGGUCGCUGACCAAACUGCGCUCUUGUCGGAGAAGGGGGACCUCGUGCUUGCCAACACGCGGCUAGCCAAAGAUAACGCGGACCUCAAGGCCAGCGUCGAUGCCAGGGUCCUGACCAUCGGCGACCUCGAAACGCAUGUGGCGAAGCUGGAGGCGACGCUCGCACAGUGGCACGAGCAGGACGCUGCGUGGGCCAAGAAGAAGCUUGAGCUUGACGCCCGCAUCGAUGAGUUGUCCCAGACGUGCUCUCGACACGAAGAAGCGCUUGCUUCCACCCAAACCUCGCUGAUCGCUGCAGAGUCGGCCCUGGCAGGGCUCAACGCCGAACGCAGCGCAUGUGACGAGGAAAACAAGAAGCUCCAGCACCGCUAUGACGCCAUGGAACGGGCGCUCGAGGAAGCCGAGGCCAAGAAGGUAUAUUUCCAGCAACAAGUUCUUGCUGGUUUUGAGCGGCUUCGCGAAACGAAGCUCGAGAAGGGAUGCGCCGAACCCAAGGAAAUUGUCACCACGCUUGACGAGCCGGCCCCCGAGACGCCAAGUCCCGUGCACGUUGUGGCCCCCGUCCAGCCUGCGCGGCGUAUCGAUGUAUCGUGGAAGCAAACAGUCGCCGCGAGUGCGCCGUCGCUCUUCCAGCCGCGGCCGUCCAAGGCCAACAUCAAGGCUCAACGCCAACUCAACGAUGCGAACCUGCUCAAGCGCUUCCAGUCGGCGCCAUUGCCGUGAGAUCAGUCGUACCAACCGUGAAGUAUUAUCAUCGCGUAUCUUAUUCGUCUUGCAAGUCUUGGGAAAUCUGUGUUUCGUCAAACAAGCCCGUUUCGCUGUCGU